Molecule: messenger RNA, 1465 nt
Organism: Lineus longissimus
Lineage: Eukaryota; Metazoa; Nemertea; Pilidiophora; Heteronemertea; Lineidae
Exons: 5
Coding region: 1-765 (254 amino acids)
Source: RefSeq, a predicted model, not a curated record
AUGAUGCUAGGACAUUUGAAGAAGAACUUGCUCAAACUGUCAAAGGAGAAGGAGUGCGAGUUAGCUGCCCAGUGGUGCAAGGCAAUAAUUAACCAUUUGUACUACGUUGCCUCCAACACUCCAGAGGGCCAGGCCGACCUCAUCAUAGCAAAGUGGCUUUCACUCGACAACCACGUCAACAAUGUACACAGAGGCCACGGAGAAUUGUUUCCCAAGUGUGGUCAUGGUAGACUGGGAAGGACGAAACAGAGGAGGAACAAGUGGCUGACUGCAGGGACAAAGGUUUCCACACAGCUCACAAAGAUAAUAACUGCAAAAAGGUUUGUGAAGGACGUCGGCAAGAUAUCGUGUGGUCAGCAGACAUCAGGUCUCGAGGCAUUCAACAGCGUGAUCAACCAUUUCGCACCGAAGCAGUUUCAUUUCAGUCAUGAGGGCAUGGAAAGUAGGCUCCGUGUGGCUGCCUUGCACUACAAUGAAAAUGGCAACAAGGACCAGGCUGUUACCCAGGACGGUCAGGAGAGAUGGGAGGUUCUGUUUCCAAAGGUGAAGAAGGGUGGUUACUCAGUGCGUCCAGUCAGGAAACCAAGUACAUGUGGAUAUACACAGAGACUACUCCUCGAGGUUCAAUGCAGGUGUGUGAAGAAUUUGAAAGCUGCCAAGAAAGGGAAAUUUGCUGCACUUUGUGAUAACUAUGAGCAUCCAGAGAAAGCUGAAGCUGUUGACAACUACAAGACCAAGUUCAAACGUUUCAAGAAUACGAAAUAAUCAUGCAGUCACUUGUUCGAUUCAGUUCACUUCUUCGUCUUGAGUGGUGGAUAUUUGAAGCCGACAAUUUCACCUUCUGGAGGAAAGUUCUCACGGAUUUUAUGAACUACACAGGCUGGCAGUGGCACGGUUUCCCUCUCUGAGAAUUUUCCACACCCAGCGUACCAUUUACCGAUAGGCGACGUAUCUGUAUUUCCUGGAAAAUAAGAAAUGGAUCAAUUAACUUGUUUGAUGCAACUGAUUAUACUUUGAAUUCAUUCUGAAUGAUAUCUGUGUUCAUUUGUUUUAAUUUGUACAUAUUUGUAAAUACCUGAAUCGAAAAAUGAAAUAAUAAAUUUGUACAGAAGUGAAAUGAAAUUUUACUUACUGAUUCAUUGCCCCUGGCACCUCUUUCUUGUGGUAUAGUCUGUAUGCCAGCUGGAGUGACCAAACAUCAAGGCAAUUUGAGCGAAAGGCAGGAUGGUCAGUAAUACAGUCUAUCUCCUCAAAAUCAGCUGCGUACUCGUCAACAACGUUGUUCACUGGCACCUUCUCCCUGCAGCAGGCAUUUUCCUCUGGCACUGUGGAAUUCAGACAGUUCUUGCAUUCGCACCUGGAAUUAUAAAAUCAGCAUUUGUUGAAGGAGGACCUUUCAACUACAACACAUUAUUCCAUAGACUAUUACAUGAUUAAUAGCCUACAUGUAGGCUGCAGGGGUGAG